Astyanax mexicanus (Mexican tetra) is the source of this 1888-nucleotide messenger RNA. RefSeq names its product caspase-7. The record is from RefSeq and is a predicted model, not a curated record. NCBI's taxonomy places the organism in Eukaryota, Metazoa, Chordata, Actinopteri, Characiformes, Acestrorhamphidae. The transcript is spliced from 6 exons. Gene Ontology annotation, biological process: negative regulation of extrinsic apoptotic signaling pathway via death domain receptors; proteolysis. Bases 319 to 1443 code for a protein of 374 amino acids. Gene Ontology annotation, molecular function: cysteine-type endopeptidase activity.
UUUAACUGCUACUCUAAGUGUGGGGUCUUUUUUUUUAAAGGUCUCCUUACUCACUUUUUCUUGUUCUUUGUGAAAAGCAAUGUGUAUGUAGAUUAUUUUGGUUUCGUCUUAACUCGAUAAAGAAAAUAAUAAAAUGUUGCGCCGUUGGGAGGCGCUAGUCCCUCACUCCGCCCCCGGGGACCCGUGCCAGGGAGUUGGAGGGCUGGAGGGGUUUGAGUGGUGCUGAGAAAGUGAAAGAGAAGUGAAACCAAGAAUCCACUUCACUGAAAGAAAACUACUGCGUGGGCAGUUCUCCUGUUCUUUAAGGUUUAAACAGUCAUGGAAACUCUUCGUGGCAAUAAGGUCUUCCUCAUCGAUACCCUGUCUGUAGAUUCUGAACGUCUCUUGCAGUUUGCUGAGCAGAAUGAAAUCAUCACAGACAGAGACUACAGAAAUCUUAACCACCCCAACCACACUGAUGAGAAAAAAAUCACUAACCUUCUGGACAUGGUGAGGGGCAAGGGGGAAGAAACCAGUGACAAAUUUGUAGAGCUCCUAAAGAAUAAAGACGUGCAGAAGACGUUCCCUAACCUUAAGAAGCGUUUUACACCUGCACCUCUAGUGACUCAGCAAGAUGGUCGAGCAACACCAUCUAAUGAGAUGGGUGAAUACACAAUGUCCAAAAUCCCUCGUGGUGACUGUGUGAUCAUUAACAAUAUGGACUUUGAGGAAAACAACAAAAAGAAUGUGAAACCACAACUACAGUACAGGACAGGAUCUGAUAAAGACAAAGAAUCUCUGGAAGAAGUGUUCACUUGGCUGGGUUUCACUGUGGAGGUACACACAAAUAAAACUGCAAAGCAAAUGAAGGACAUCCUGAACAAGUUUGGCCAGAAGACCCAUGAAGGAGACUGCUUUGUUUGCUGCAUCCUGAGCCACGGCUGUGCUGAAGGAGUGUACGGCACUGAUGGAGGUGUUGUCUCCAGUGAGGACAUCUUUAGUCCAUUCAGAGGCCUCAUCUGCCCAAGCCUGGCCAAAAAACCCAAAGCGUUCUUCAUCCAGGCCUGCAGAGGGAAAGACUAUCAGCGCCUGGUUGAAGUUCAGGCAGAUAAUGCGGAGUCGGAUAAAGCAGAAGAUGAAGACGACAAAGAAUUAGAACUGGAUGGGGAACAGAUCACCAUCCCAAAUGAUGCAGAUUUCUUUGUGGCGAGGUCAACUGUUAAAGGCUUCUACUCCAUUAGGAAUCCACAAAAAGGGUCAUGGUUCAUCCAGUCUCUGUGUGAGCAGCUGAAAAAGUUCUGCCCAAAGGGUGAGGGCAUCCAGAACAUCCUGAACUGUGUGAAUAAGGAGGUCAGUAGAUGUAUCGCUGAAUUGAAGAUUGAUGAGAAGUAUGUCCUAGUCAAACAGAUGCCAGUCCAAAAAGGAACCCUGACGAAGAAGUUGGUGUUCCGUAUAACAAGCUAGAUCAACAGCCUCCGUGUAGUGGGACCUGUUUUCUAGUGGGUCUCCGGUGAUUUUUGUUUCUUACUUUGCUUCUGCUUUUCAUUAUUUCUGUGUUUAUUAGCAUAUUUCAAAUCAGAAUAAGCAAUAAUGUAUCUGUAUUUCCUGUAACCUUUUUUACAACUCUUAAUUUGCAUGUUGUUACCAAAUAGUAAUUCAUAGGGUAUAAGUAGUGUCUAAUUUUUUUUACAUUAUUUUAUUUCUACAAAAUAAAGUUUAACCUGAGUUGCAUGAUUUUUUUUUCAUUAACUUUAAUUGUUUUGUAUUUCACUUAUCUUACACUAAUCAACCUUCACCUCACCUUCACUUGGAUUUGAAUUCCAGUAUUUUUUACUUUUGAGGAACAGUCCUCAAACAUUUUUUUUUACAUUUUUAUAAAUAAAAAUAAACAAAUAAAAUUUCUAAAUAA